Oikopleura dioica is the source of this 1092-nucleotide messenger RNA. The record is from the annotation of a GenBank genome assembly. Lineage: Eukaryota; Metazoa; Chordata; Appendicularia; Copelata; Oikopleuridae.
AUGGGACCCUCGAACUCUAUCUCGGGACGGGUUUUGAUUCUCAACUUGGAUGAUGCCGUCACAAGCAUUAUCGUCGAUCCAUUAUUGGAGUUUAGGACUCACAAAAUGGAUCUUCAAUGGAUUAGAAAGAAGACGGUAGAGGAGAAUGCUCAGACAAUAAGAGGCAUUAUACAUGAUUUCCAAAUCACCGUUGGCCACGUCGGUUCUUGCGAUCCAGACAUCUAUCGAAGUACCUAUGAAAAGAUCAAGAAUAUCAAAGGGAUUUUCGAUGAUUUCGGCAAUUUUUCAGAUGAGGAGAAAGAAAGACUCCGCUAUCACAUUUACUUGUUUUUGAAAAUGUGGGAUCCAAACAGUGGCUACACAAUCAGGGAAUGCCUCCGAUACUCCAGUGAUACUUAUCGUGGAGGUGCCCUGUAUGCGACUUGCGAUUUUAAAAAGGGAGAGUGGAUCAGCGAACUCAAGGGUUGCAUCGCCCCAUUGCCGCCCGAGAUAUACGCCGAACUCAUCGUUGUAGGAAGAAACGACUACUCUAUUCAGCUUUCGUCAAGGAACGGUCAGCAACUGUGGCUUGGACCAGCAGCCUUUCUCAACCAUGACUGCAGGCCCAACUGCAAGAUUGUGCCGACUGGACCACACUCAGCCCAAGUGUUGGUGCUGGAAGAUAUCAAAGCAAAUGAAGAACUUUUAAUUUACUACGGUGAGAGAUUCUUCGGCGAAGACAAUAUCGCCUGUGAGUGCCGAACAUGCGAAAGUAUUGGAGCAGGAGCAUUUUCGAAUGGCAAUACGGCAGUUCGCAGAAGUCCUGUUAAGUUCAACUCUGGCAACUUUAGCCUUAGAAUGACUGGAAAUAGGAGAAGGAGAGCAGAUAACAAGGACGGUCGCAAGAGUACAAUUGUAAAUGAAGAAACCGCCGAAGCAGACGCAAACGAGAAUAUUCCAAAGAGCGAGCCAAUCGACGAGCCACCGAAGAGGCGAAAGCGGCGCCGAAGUAGUUUAGCGUUUGAUCAGAGCAGUUGCCCGGGAGUGGUGCAUCGUGAACCAGAGAUCCCUUCGUCCUAUGACCUCGAACGGCCGCUAUCGACCGAGUCAUAA